Globicephala melas (long-finned pilot whale) is the source of this 6403-nucleotide messenger RNA. Its product is annotated as large ribosomal subunit protein uL30-like. Gene Ontology annotation, molecular function: RNA binding; structural constituent of ribosome. Gene Ontology annotation, cellular component: cytosolic large ribosomal subunit. Lineage: Eukaryota; Metazoa; Chordata; Mammalia; Artiodactyla; Delphinidae. Gene Ontology annotation, biological process: maturation of LSU-rRNA from tricistronic rRNA transcript (SSU-rRNA, 5.8S rRNA, LSU-rRNA). The record is from RefSeq and is a predicted model, not a curated record.
AUUAUAUUGUUAGGUCACAAAACGAGUAUUAACAAAUUUGAGAAGAUUGAAAUCAUACUGUAACAAAUUUGAGAAGAUUGAAAUCAUACUGACCAUCUCAUCUCAUUUUCCUACCAAAAUGGUAUGAAACUAGAAAUCAGUAACAGGAGGGCGAAAACAAAGGGAACAGAAACCAAUGAAAUAGAAAACAAAUGGACAACAGAGAAAAUUCACAAAUGUGUGGAAAUUAAACAACACACUCCUUUUUGUUUUGUUUAUGGUUUCCUUUUCUGUGCAAAACUCUUAAGUUUAAUUAGGUCCCGUUUGCUUAAUUUUGUUUUUAUUUUCAUUACUCAAGGAGAUGGCUUGAAAAAGAUAUUGCUGCAAUUUAUGUCAAAGAAUGUUCUGCCUAUGUUUUUCUCUAAGAAUUUUAUAGUAUCUGGCCUUACAUUUAGGUCUUUAAUCCAUUUGAGUUUAUUUUUGUAUAUGGUGUUAGGGAGUAUUCUAAACAACACACUCCUGAACAAACAAAGAGUCACAGAAGAAAUCAAAAGGGAAAUUUAAAAAAAUUCCUUGAGACAAACAAAAAUGAAAACACACUAUACCAAAUCUUACAGAUGUAGCAAAAGCAGUUCUAAGAGGAAAACGUAUGUAUAGUGAUAAAUGUCUACAUUAAGAAAAAAAAGAUUUCAAAUAAACAACCUAACUUUACACCUCAAAGAACUAGAAAAAAAAAACUAAGCCUAAAAGUUAGUAGAAGGAAGGAAAUAACAAAGAUCAGAGCAGAAAUAAAUGAAAUAAGAGACGAGAAAGUCAAUAGAAAAGGUCAAUGAAACUAAGAUCUGAUUUUUUAAAAAACAUAAACAUGGAGAGUUGGAAAGAUGGCGGAGGAAGAGCCAAGAAAAAAGAUCCCUUUGGUUCCAGAAAAUCUCCUGAAAAAGAGGAAGGCUUAUCAGGCCCUGAAAGCCACCCAGGCAAAGCAGGCGCUUUUGCAAAGGAAGGAGCAGAGGAAAGGAAAAGAGAUCAAGUUUAAGCGACUAGAAUGGUUCCUACAUGAUUCCUGGCAGCAACUACGUGACAAGGUGCGACUCAGACGACUAGAAGUGAAACCUCAUGGCUUGGAAGUGCCAUAUAAACAUUCCUUGGCCUUUGUUUUAUGCAUCGAAAGGAUUAAUGGGGUGAGUUUACUGGUGCAGAGGACCAUUGCAAGACUUCGCCUGAAUAAGAUUUUCAGUGGUGUCUUUAUGCAAGUAACUCCUCAAACCAUAAAAACGCUUCGUAUAGUGGAACCUUAUGUGACCUGGGGAUUUCCAAAUUUGAAGUCAGUUCAGGAACUCAUCUUGAAACGUGGACAAGCCAAGGUCAAGAAUAAAAUCAUCCCUUUGACAGACAACACAGUGAUUGAGGAGCACCUGGGGAAGUUUGGUGUAAUUUGCUUGGAAGACCUCAUUCAUGAAAUUGCCUUUCUGGGGAAGAAUUUUCAUGUGAUCUCAGGGUUCUCGCGCCCUUUCCAACUCUCAGUGGCCCGUCACGCUACCAAGAAUAGAGUGGGCUUCCUCAAGGAAGUGGGCUCACCUGGCUAUCGAGGUGAAUGCAUCAAUCAGCUUAUCCAGCAGCUGAACUAAACCCAGCAUAUCUGAAAGCACAGUGCCUUGGAAGCAUGUGUUUUUGUUUUAUGGAAUUGUUACCCAGUAUCUUCAAGCAAGAUUAUUUUCUGCUGUAUCUUCAGAAACUGGAGGGAAAGGGUCAGGGAAAAGAUGGUGAUGUUCAGGGCAGGCACUUUUCAUCCCACUUCAGUUCCAAGAAAAAGUUCCUGUGUGUUUUCUGCAAAGACCGCCGUCCACCUCUGAAACCAGCAAAGGACUUGUGUCAUGGAGGAGAGAGUCCUGUUUUAUCACACCUAUCCUGGGACUUCAUGUUGGUGAAUGAGCAAAUACCCACAUAUGAAUACAAGACAGCAGUGGACCAGGCCCAGGGACAUAUUGAACCUGGGGUAUCCAAGGGCCUUGUUUUAGAAAGAACUUGAAAUACAAUUAGAAAGAAGCACACAAAAACAAAAACAAAAACGAACAAACAAAAAAAAAACAUAAACAUGGACACACAUUUAGCUAGACGAAGAAUAAGAGAGGACUCAAAUAAAUAGAAAUGAAAGAAGAUAUUCCAACUGCACCACAGAAAUACAAAGCAUCAUAAGAGAUUACUGUGAACAAUUGUAUGUUAACAAAUUUUAUAACCUUGAAUAAAUGGAUAAAUCCCUGGCACAUAUAACCUACCAAGAUGGAAUCAUGAAGUAAUAGAAAAUCUGAACAGACUAACAAGUAGGAGAUUGAAUCAGUAUCAAAAACCUCCCAACAAAGAAAAGCCCAGGACCUACAGUCUUUACUGGUGAAUUCUACUAAAUAUAUAAAGAAUAAUUAAUACCAACCCUUCUCAAACUUUCAAAAUAUUGAAGAUCAGGGAACACUUUCAAACUUAUUUUAUGAGACCAGCAUUACACUGAUACCAAAGCCUUGCUGGACACUACAAGAAAAGAAAAACUACAGGCCAAUAUCCCUAAAGGAUAUAUGAAUAUGAACCAAGGAUGGUUCAUUCAACAUGCUCUAAUCAAUCAAUGAGAUGCAUCACAUUAACAGAAUGAAGGGUAAAAAUCAUAGAAUCAUCUCAAUACGUGCAGAAAAAGAAUUUGACAAAAUUCAAUGUCCUUUCAUGAUUAAAAACUCUCAAUAAUAAGGCAUAGAAAUAAUGUACCUCAACAUAAUAAAGGCCAUACAUGACAAGCCUACAGCCAACAUCAUACUCAACAGUGAAAAUCUGAAAGCUUUUUCUGUAACAUUAGGAAAAAGACAGGAAUUUCCACUCUCACCACUUCUAUUCAACAUAGUACUAGCUAGAGUAAUUAGGCAACAAAAAGAAAUAAAAGGUAUCCAAGUUCUUAAAGAAGAAGUAAAAAUGUCUGUAUACAAAUGACAUGAUUCUAUAUAUAGAAAACCCUAGACUCCACCAAAAAAAAAAAAAGUUAGAACUAAUACAUGAAUUCAAUGAGGUUGAAGGAUACAAAAUCAAUAUACAAAAAUCAGUUGCUUUUCUAUAUGUUAACAAAUUAUCAGAAGUAGAAAUUUAAAAAACAAUUCUAUUUACAAUAGCAUUAAAAACAAUAUUUAAGAAUAAAUUUAACCAAGAAGAUGAAAGAUAUAUAUGCUGAAAGCUAUAAGACAGUGAUGUAAAAAUUGAGGGAGACACAAAUGAAUGGAAGGAUAGCCCAUGAUUAUGGACUGGAAGAAUUAAUAUUGUUAAAAUGUCCAUACCACCAAAGACAAUCUGCAGAUUAAGUGCAAUCCCUAUCAAAAUUCCAAUGGCAUUUUUCACAGAAAUAGAAAAAACAAUCCUAAAAUUUGCUUGGAAUCAUAAAAGAAUCUGAAUAGCCAAAGCAGUCUUGAGAAAGAAGAACAAAGUUGGAGGCAUCACAAUUCCUGAUUUCAAAGUACUGUAUUACAAAUUUAUAGUAGACACAGACCAAUGGAACAGAUUUGAGAGCCUUUUAUAAACCUUGAUUUUGUCAAGAGUACCAAGAAUACUUAAUGAGAAAAGGAUAGUCUCUUCAAUAAUGGUGUUUGGAAAACUGGAUAUCUACAUGCAAGAGAAUCAAACUGGACCCCUAUUUUAUAACAUUCACAAAAGUUAACUCAAAAUGGAUAAAAGACUUAGAAUGUAAGACCUGAAACUGUAAAACUCCUAGAGGAAAACAUAGGUAAAAAGCUCCUUGAUGUUGGUCUUAGCAAUGAUUAUUUUAUAUGACACCCAAAACCUCAGGCAACAAAGCAAAAGUAGACACCUGGGACUACAUCAAAUUAAACAGUGUCUGUACAGCAAAGGAAACAAAAUGAAAAGGCAACCUAUAGAAUGGUAGAAAAUAUUUGUAAACAAUAUAUCUGAUGGGUUAAUAUCCAAAAUAUAUAAAGAACUUGUGCAACUCAAUAGCAAAGAAACAAAUAAUUCAAUUUUAAAAUGGGCAGAAUAGACAUUUUUCCAGAGCAGACAUACAAAUGGCCAACAGGUACACAAAAAGUGCUCAACAUCACUAAUCACCAGGGAAAUGCAAAUCAAAACUACAAUGAGAUAUCACCUCACACCUGCUAAGAUGGCUUUUAUUAAAAAGACAACAGAUAACAAGUGUUGUCCAGGCUGUGGAGAAAUUGUGCACUGUUGGUAGGAAUGUAAGCUGGUACAGCCAUUAUGGAAAUCAGUAUAGAGGUUCCUCAAAAAAAUUUAAAAUAGAGCCGUAUGAUCCAACAAUCCCACAUUUGGGAAUAUAUCUGAAGUAAGUGAAAUCAGACUCUCAAAGAGAUAUUUGCACUCCUAUGUUUAUUGUAGCAUUAUUCACAAUAGCCAAGAUAUAAAAGCAAACUAAAUGUAAGGAAGAUGUGAAAGAAAAUACACAUACACAAAAAACAUUAUUCAGCCAUGAGAAAAAAGAAAAUCCUGCCAUUUGCAACAGCAUGUGUGAAACUAGAGGACGUUAUGCUAAGUGAAAUUAGGCAGACAAAGAAAGAUAAAUACCGCAUGAUCUCACUUAUCUGUGGAAUUAAAAAAAAAAUUAAACUCAGAGAAUAGAAUGGUGGUUACUAGGGGCUGGGGAGUGAAGGAGGUGGGAAGAUUCCAGUCAAAGGGUACAACAAGUCUUCAGUUGUAAGAUGGAUAAGCUCUGGGAAUCUAGUGUACAGCAUGGUGACUAUAGUUAAUGUGUGUGUACUCUAGAUUUUUGAAGAGUAGACCUUAGGCAUUGUCUCUACAAAAAACAGUGACUGUGAGGAGAUGGAUGUAUUAAAUAACCUGAUUUCACACAGUAUACUAUGUCAAAUCAUCAUGUGGUACCCUGUUAAUAGAUAAAAUUUUAUUGGUCAAUUAUUCCUCAGUAAAGCUGAGAAAAUAUUGCAAACAUUUUCAUCAUCUCAACACCCUUGAUACCAAUUAGCUAUCAUCCCCUAUCUUCCCAUCCCUCCCCCAACCCCAGCCCUAAACAACCACUGAUCUACUUUCUAUCUGUACCGAUUUCUCUAUUCUGGACUUUCAUAUGAAUGGAAUCAUAACAUAUGUGAACUUUUGUGUCUGGUUUCUUUCACUUAGCAUAAUGUUUUCAAGGUAUAUCCAAGGUGUAGCAUAUAUCAGCACUUCAUUCCUCUUUAGAGCUGAGUAAUAUUUUGUUUUAUCCUUUAGUCCAUUGAUGGACAUUUGGGUUGUUUCCACUUUGGGCUAUUAUGAAUAAUGCUGAUAUAAGCAUUUGUGUACAAGUUUUUGUGUUUUCAUUUCUCUUCUUAUAUACCCAGGAAUGGAACUAUUGGGUCUUUUGGUAACUCUAGGUUUAAUCAUUUGAGGAACUGCCAUUAAACAGACUAUUUUUCAAAGCAUCUGCACUUUUACAUUCCCAUCAGCAAUGUAUGAGGGUUCUGAUUUCUCUACAUUAUCUUUUUGAUCAUAACUCUCCUAAUGGGUGGGAAGUGGUAUUUGAUGAUGGUUUUUCUUUGGGGUGGGUUUACUUUUAUAUAUUUUUAGAUGAGCCUUCUGAUACUUGGAAUUUGAGUGUCCUUACUGUUAAAAUCAGUCUCACAGAGGCUCUGUUUCUUAUAUGUGAAAUAGGAAAUGACAAUAACUUUCUUCUAGAGUGGUUUUCCCGCUUUUUAAAUUAUAGUAAAAUAUAAAUAAAAUUACUAUAUUUAAGUGUGCAGUUCAGUGGCAUUAAGUACAUUCACGGUGUUGUGCAACCACCACUACCGUCCAUCUUCAAAACUUUUUCAUCUUCCUCGAGGGAAACUCUUUAUCCAUUCAACACUAACUCCCCAUAUUCACCAACCUGCCCCACUCCCACCCCAAGUGCCUGGUCGCCACCAUAAUGCUACUAUGAACAUGGGUGUACAAAUAUCUGUUCUGAGUCCCUGCUUUAAAUUCUUUUGGGUGUAUACCCCAAAGUGGAAUUCCUAGAUUAUGUGGUAAUUUUAUGUUUGAUUUUUUGAGGAACCACCAUACUGUUUUCUACAGUGGCUGUACCAUUUUACAUUCCCACCAGCAAUUACACAAGGGUUCCAGUUUCUCCACAUCCUCAUCAGCACUUGUUAUUUCCCCUUUUUCUUUUUUUCAAUAGUAGCAUUCUAAUGGAUGUGAAGUGGUAUUGUGGUUUUGAUUUGUAUUUCCCUAAUGAUUAGUGAUGUUGGGCAUCUUUUCAUGUGUUUAUUGGCCAUUUGUAUAUCUUUGGAGAAAUGUCUAUUCAAGUACUGUGCCCAUUUUUGAAUUAGGUUGUUUGAUUUUGUUGUUAAGUUGUAGAUGCUUUUUAUAAAUACUGGAUAUCAAUCCCUUAUCAGAUAUAUGAUUUGCAAAUAUCUUCUGCCAUUCCAUGGUUGCCUUUUCACUAUUGAUAGUAUCCUUUGAUGCA